AUGGCUGCCCUCGCCUCCUCCCUCAGCUCCGUUGCUGCCGCAGCAACCCUGAAGGUGGCUGUCAGCAGCAAGGUCUCUACCUCCCGUGUUGUGAGGUUGACCGUCCGUGCCGAGGAGAAGGCCGCUGCCGCUGCUCCUAUCGGCCCCAAGCGCGGUGCCACCGUGAAGGUCCUCAGGCCCGAGUCGUACUGGUUCAAUGACACCGGCAAGGUCGUUUCCGUUGACCAGAGCGGCAUCCGCUACCCCGUUGUCGUGAGAUUCGAGAAGGUGAACUACGCCGGCGUGUCCACAAACAACUUCGCUGUGGAUGAGGUCGUUGAGCUCUAA
Closterium sp. Yama58-4 is the source of this 327-nucleotide messenger RNA. NCBI's taxonomy places the organism in Eukaryota, Viridiplantae, Streptophyta, Zygnematophyceae, Desmidiales, Closteriaceae. The record is from the annotation of a GenBank genome assembly.